GUGCACGAAAAGCGACAGCAAAACAAAAACAAAUUGGAACGAAAUCAUUUCAAAAUCAUUGUCUUGAAAUGGACGGUGAAAAUCCAAAGUCCACGGGUAAUGAGUCACGCUGCGUUUUUUUCAAUACAGAUUCAGACGACUAUCGAUGCGUGGUGAUUUUAACAGUAAAACGAGCCACAGGAACCUUCUCCUUAGUAGGAUGCAUUUUCAUGCUCUUUGUGAUCUGGCUGCUUCGCAGGUAUCACUCUUUGGCUCAGAAGAUGAUUCUCAGCCUGACUGUAGCUGCCUUCUUUGACAGCGUAGCGUAUGUCAUGGGCGAGUCACAUCCAGAGGGAUCGCUUUGCGACUUCCAGGCCUGGUGGCUGACGUACUUUGACUGGAGUGCCUUGGCCUGGGUUUGCCUCAUCACACUGAACCUGUACCUCAACCUGGUCAGAGAAGUAAGCACCAACAGAUAUGAGAUGUUGUACCAUCUGAUGGCGUGGGGGGUGCCUCUGGUCAUGGCCUCUUUGCCGCUGCUAAAGGGUUACUAUGGCCCCGCGGGGGCCUGGUGCUGGAUCACAGACGAUCACGUAGCCUGGAGAUUUGGGAUAUGGUACGUGCCCCUGUUCAGCCUCAUUUUCCUGAUGAUCUGCUGCUACGCCAGGAUCAUCUGCGUGGCCAAUGAGAGGAUGCAGUCGUGGCGGGGAACUUUCAACCCAGAGAGAGAGAGACGAAAGGUUUCCUUGGCUGAGGAGAUCAAGCCGUUGAAGUGGUACCCCUCCGUUUACCUGCUGGUGUCUAUCUUCCCCCUCAUCAACAGGCUCCAUAAUGCCUUCUACCCACAGGAGCCAUCCUUCUCGCUCACCCUGUUGCACGUCAUGUCAGCGCCACUCCACGGCUUGGCCAAUGCCUUCGUCUUUGGCCUGGAUAGAGAUUGGUGGAGCCUACUGAGCCCUACUGGCAUGCAGCUGGCUCUGCAGUCGCGGCUGUGUGACAGGACUCGGAUCGGAGAGUACCACCCCGGGGCGGUGCGCUACACGCAGGCUGACCUGGCCGACCUCAGCGAUGACGACGACGAUGACACCAACGUGCUCUUCUACUCUCCUGACAUGACCCUGAAAGACCGAGGGCCCUGAGAGAGAGAGAGCUGGAGAGAGAGAGAGAGGGAGAGACAAAAGAGCUGGAGGAAAGGAGAGCGAAGGAGGGUCACAGCCAGGAAGAAACGCAGCGGAUUAGAAACUGAGAAGGAGGAACAAGAGGUAGGGAGGGAAUGGAAGGGAAGAUUGGGGGGACAGUCAGGCAGAUAGAAGCCGGAGAUGAGCUGUCAGGUUCCAUUAUUAAUCCCCAUCCUUUACUAUUUAAUAUCCUAAAGACACACACACAUACACACACACACACACACACACACACACACACACACACACAUACUGAGCAGAGCUGCAGCUCCCUGCAAUACUACCCUCAGACAGGAGCAAGAAAAGAGCGGCUCUAAAGAUCCUCCUAAUGUUAAAGGCAUCUGCUGCAUCCCAAAGGUCUUAAAGCGAUUUCCCUCCCUGCACCGCCUUCUCGAUUCUUGCACUCUGCAGCGUUUUUAAGCAUGCCACAGAAACGGAAGAGAGGGGAAACGUACGGGACUGCUGAAAGGCGAUCAUAACAAGGUGUUAGUUUAGCAUUCGCUGCAAUUACCUUCUCACUCGUCUGCAGGGGAUGAGGUGAAAAGCAGCCUUUAAAAAGUGCCCCAUGUGUCAGAUGUGAAAGUGUCUGCAUCCACGCUGAGAUUGAUCUGGGUACCGAGCAGUUCUCUGUUUGAUAGGGGGGAGAUGGGGAACAGUGGAAAUUAAGGAGGGGCUUUAAAAAACAAUAAAGAUGACCAGGUAUGGCAAAUAAGACCCACAGCAUGAGCUUCACGUGCAGGGAAAAUCUCCUUCCUCAGACAGUAUUUGUUUUUCUGUUUUUCUCUUUGCAUAUGGCAUUGCUGCCGCACAAGUAUUCUUUUGAAAGAUUGUUUUGUAUUUUUUAUGAAGUACUACUUUUGUUUGUAUUACUGUAUUUAUAACAGAUCAAUGUACUGUAUAUAUUGAAGUGUACACUCUAUUUUUGUACGUGCCUUGGACUGGAAUGUGAAGAAAAAGCUCCUCUUGGUCCAAACCUGCUGCUCUCGCGUGACAGUCCAGCAGUACCGGAUUCAGUACAAAGUCGCAGCCUCAUGAACAGCUAGAAGAAAAAGCAUGUUGUUGAUCAAACACACACAGACACACACGCUGUCGCUAAAGUGGCUGCCAAAGCAGGUUGGAAAAGAUGACACACACAGGGCACCCACGGCAUAGAUGGAGCCUUUGAUGGUUCAUCAUCUCACGGCCAUCGUCGGUGACGCUGAGGAGGACGUGGCUGAGGUGUGAUUGGCGGGAUGAUAGACCCGCUUUAUAUUCAACCUCCGCCUGUUAGGUUUUUUCCCAUAUUUAAGUGGUUUCAUCACUGUCGGCGCGUCAGCCGCCUCUCUGACAAGUUGAACUAAUGAAUCCACACUUGACCCUUUUUACCCUUGAGUUGUUGAACUUUUCUGCUGGGCGUCAGUGACGCCGGUUUGCAGUUCACAGAGCCCCUCCACUGUAUUACACACACACACACAUACACACACACACACACACUUGCACUGUGCCCCAACCCCUCUUUUGGCACUGUUGCUGGUUUUACUUGACUGUGCACUCCAUCAAAUAAAUGAGCAGGAGAGACA
This is a messenger RNA of Chelmon rostratus (copperband butterflyfish), 2716 nucleotides long. Its product is annotated as cyclic AMP receptor-like protein A. Gene Ontology annotation, biological process: cell surface receptor signaling pathway; adenylate cyclase-activating G protein-coupled receptor signaling pathway. The transcript is spliced from 13 exons. Bases 69 to 1118 code for a protein of 349 amino acids. The record is from RefSeq and is a predicted model, not a curated record. Lineage: Eukaryota; Metazoa; Chordata; Actinopteri; Chaetodontiformes; Chaetodontidae. Gene Ontology annotation, cellular component: plasma membrane. Gene Ontology annotation, molecular function: G protein-coupled receptor activity.